GCGGCGGCGGCAGCAGCGGGGGGGCGGGCGGGUAGCGGCAGCGGGGACGAGAGCCGCUGCCCUCCCUUUCCCUGCCCGCCGCUGUCCCUUCCUCCGCCCACCUCCCGCCCCCCCUUCCCCGCUCCUGCGCCCGACCCAGCCGCCGUUCCGGGCAGGGAGGAAGGGCUUGGAGCCACCUCCCGCUGCCCCCGGCAGCCCCCCUCCCCAUGCAGCCCGGCCCGCAGCUGGGAGCCCUCCCCGGGGGGAUGUUUCUGCGGCCGCUGCCGGGAUAACCGGCGCGCCGUCCGCCCCCACCCCGGACGGAGGAUGCUGCCCGCGCUGUGGCGGGUUCCGACUCGGGCAGCAGCGGCCGCGUCCCCCUCCUCGGCUCCGGGCAGCGUCGCCGCGGAGAGAUGACUUCAAGGCACCAGGCGGACUGGAUCCCUUACAGUGUUCUGGAUGAUGAGGGGAGCAGCCUGCGUCAGCAGAAGCUUGACAGGCAGCGAGCACUGCUAGAACAGAAGCAGAAAAAAAAGCGCCAGGAGCCAUUAAUGGUUCAGUCCAAUGUGGACAGUCGCACAAGGACACGCAGAAUGAAACAUUCAGAAGAACAAGCACCAUUGGUUGAAUCAUAUCUUAACAGCAACAGCAGCACCAUAUAUCAUGCAGUGCAGGAGGCCGAGCAGGAAGAUGUAAAGGUGGUAGUGGAUGCCCAAGCUCCGAAACCAACUAAAAAAACCAAGGCCGCAGCUGCGAGCUGUCAGACUGGCGGCACCAGAAAGGAGAAAAAAGGGAAACACAAAGGGAUUGAUGGCCCAGCUGCUUUUCAAGAUGAUGUUCAGAAGACAGGAGGUCAGGUACAGAUUCUUACUAUUGGACAGUCUAGCCAUGAUGAAGAUGAUGGAGAGAAAACAGCUAGUGGCCAACAACAGCAAAGCAAACAAGAUCUUAGAACAGCAAUGCAGAAAAAAGAUCCCCAUGCAAAUACAUCCUGGUCCUCUUCCACCUCCCAGUCCAGUCUUGUCGCCCUGGAUCAUGUUCCUGGCAUCUCAAGCAGCAUGAAUUUUGAUGAGGAAGAAGAUGAAGAAGAUGAAGACAGCUCCAGUUCUUCGCAGUUAAACAGUAAUACCCGCCCUGGAUCUGCCACGAGCAAGAAAUCCAAUAAGGAAGCCGCCUCAGCCCCCAGUCCUUCCACGAAUGAGCCUCUCAUAGACGUCGAUGACCUGGAGGAAUUUGCCAUAAGACCUGCUCCACAGGGUGUCACUGUCAAAUGCAGAAUCACAAGAGAUAAGAAGGGAAUGGACCGAGGGAUGUACCCUACCUAUUACCUCCACUUGGAAAGGGAGCAUGGUAAAAAGGUGUUUCUGUUAGCUGGGAGGAAACGAAAGAAGAGUAAAACCUCCAAUUACCUCAUCUCUAUAGACCCAACUGACCUGUCUCGGGGUGGAGAGAGUUUUAUUGGAAAACUGAGAUCAAAUCUUAUGGGAACUAAGUUUACAGUUUAUGACAAUGGAGUAAAUCCAAUGAAAACAACAUCAAGCCUGGAGGCGAGUAUCCUGCGUCAGGAGCUAGCUGCUAUUUGUUACGAAACAAAUGUCUUGGGGUUUAAAGGACCACGCAAAAUGAGUGUAAUCAUACCAGGAAUGAAUAUGGACCAUGAAAGAGUUUCCAUCAGACCACGAAAUGAACAUGAGACGCUUCUUGCAAGAUGGCAGAACAAAAAUACAGAGAGUGUCAUUGAGCUGCAUAACAAAACACCAGUGUGGAAUGAUGACACGCAGUCCUAUGUUUUAAAUUUCCAUGGUCGAGUCACACAGGCCUCAGUGAAAAACUUCCAAAUUAUUCAUGAUAAUGAUCCUGAAUAUAUAGUGAUGCAGUUUGGCCGCGUGGCUGAGGAUGUGUUCACCAUGGACUACAACUACCCAAUGUGCGCGCUACAAGCCUUUGCCAUUGCCCUGUCAAGUUUUGACAGCAAGCUGGCUUGUGAGUAAAGGGGCAUGGGUGAGCAUCCUCUCAAAGGAAGCAGUUUGCUAUAUGAUUCCCAGUUCCUGCUGAUGUCAUUUAUAGUCCAUACUAAACAGGGCAGGGAAAAUGUAGUUGCGGAGGAUCACUCUAUUGCUGAAGAGAAAGUAAAAGGAAUCUUCUAAAAAUUCAGGACAUUCAGGAAAUAUGUUUUCCUUUUUUUUUUUUUUUUCUGUCAUAUUUUUUCUGGAAGUGACAUCAAGUUUGUGUAAAUAGAAGUUCUCUCUCAUGUCCUUGAAAAUGCUAUGGAGAUGUGCCAUGAUGUACUGUACCGUGGCUCUAGUGGCACCAUUAUAAUGGUGUCUUUUUUAAAUCCAGAAAGGGCGUGCACACUCAAAAAGUUCCUUUUUACAUUUAAGAAUUAUUCUGAGGCUGCAAUCGUACCUCAAGGUUGCAUUCCUACAUCGACUAAUCAGAGCUUCACAUCAGCCAACGUAAAAGAAAGAUCACAGAAAAGAUGCACUUUUUUGAAUGUGCAAGGAUCUCAUGUAGUAUAAAGCAAAGUGUGAAGGUUGAAAAGCUAUACUGGACUGAACUUGAUGCAUUGCUAUUGCAUAUGUAGUAGGGCAUGAUGAAUUUUAAUUGCAGUAGGAGGAAACGGAGAAGUAGUAAGCACAAAACAAUGUUGCACAAGUCACUUGAAUUCCAAGCUGUUAUUAUGUUUUAACAUCUACAUGCUUUUUUAAUUUGUUUCAAAUGAAAAUGUAUUUGGAGUACAGAAAAGGAAAACAUUUAGAUGCCAAGAAAGCAUAAGUUAUGUUGAAUUUGGCAUGUUGUCUGUUGGGAACUAAUAUCCUUGUAUUGCUGUGGUAAUUCAAACACAUAUUUUGUAUGAAGUGAUACAAACAGUUGGAUAAAGGCUCUCUACAGAGAAUCUUAUUAUUUUGACCAGGCUGUGUAAAGCUCAAGAAGGUAAAUGGAAAUAUUUUAUUAAAUUUGUCUGGCCUUUCGCGAUUUUACAA
This is a messenger RNA of Neopsephotus bourkii (Bourke's parrot), 2963 nucleotides long. RefSeq names its product TUB bipartite transcription factor (gene TUB). Gene Ontology annotation, cellular component: cilium. Bases 393 to 1970 code for a protein of 525 amino acids. The record is from RefSeq and is a predicted model, not a curated record. The transcript has 13 exons. NCBI's taxonomy places the organism in Eukaryota, Metazoa, Chordata, Aves, Psittaciformes, Psittacidae. Gene Ontology annotation, biological process: protein localization to cilium.